This is a messenger RNA of Micromonas pusilla CCMP1545, 258 nucleotides long. RefSeq lists its product as uncharacterized. NCBI's taxonomy places the organism in Eukaryota, Viridiplantae, Chlorophyta, Mamiellophyceae, Mamiellales, Mamiellaceae. Bases 1 to 258 code for a protein of 85 amino acids. The transcript has a single exon. The record is from RefSeq and is a predicted model, not a curated record.
AUGGCGGCGCAGUUCAUCCGCCAGCUCGGCGCGCUCAAGGUCAAGGAAGUCCCGGACUUCCUCGCGAGGAAGUUAUCCGCGGAGAACGUCACGCGGAACGCGACGACGUUCAUGGAGGAGUACCGCGUGAGGUACAUCAACACCGGGUCCCCGGCGCCCAUCUUUCACGUCCUCGGCGGCGUCUUCACGAUGGCGUACAUCACGUGCUGGCCGGCGGAGUACCGGCACAUGAUCGCGGCGCGGGAGGGGAAGCAUUAA